Molecule: messenger RNA, 786 nt
Organism: Magallana angulata
Lineage: Eukaryota; Metazoa; Mollusca; Bivalvia; Ostreida; Ostreidae
Product: interferon-induced protein 44-like
Exons: 5
Coding region: 1-786 (261 amino acids)
Molecular function (GO): GTP binding
Source: RefSeq, a predicted model, not a curated record
AUGAUGACAAAAGAUCGACUUUUGCCAAAGUUUCGUGCUCUAAAUCCAUCUGAUCCUUGUGUGGCAAUAAAUCUCAUCGUGAUUGGGAUCCAGGGAUCAGGAAAGUCGUCACUUGUAAACACAUUAUUAACAGUUUUGAGAGACAGUGGUCAGCUAUCUACCAUAGCAGCAACAUAUGAUAUUAAUUCUAUAUCUAUAAACAACAGGCUCCACGAAGUAACGCUGAUGACCUUUCAGGGCGAUAAAAAAUUACGGAUCUAUGAUUGCCGAGGGUUUGAUUUAAAUGAAGAAAAUCAACAGCAUUAUGAAAACGAUAUAAUAAAUACAAUAGAUGGCCACAUAAAGAAGGAUUAUGAGUUUCAACAAAAUGCUGAUAUUCAGAUAGAUAGCCCGCAUUAUAGGCAAGAUCCCACCAUAUCUGACAGAAUACAUUGUGUCUUAUUCGUCAUGAAGGCAGACCUGAUCCGAGAGGAAAACAACAAUUUUUUAAAGAGGGUUCGAAGCCAUAUUGCUGAUAAGAAGAUUCCUCUUCGAUUGGUUUUAACAAGCGUUGACAAAUUGGAUUUGUGUGGAUCCGGCGAUUUAAGCGGCAUUUUUCUGAGUAGACAUGUGAAUAUCAAAGUAGACCUAGCGAAACAGACAUUCGGAUUAAACGAUUGUCAAAUCCUGCCAGUCGUUAAUUACGUCAAAGGAAACACACAAAAUAUCACUCAAGACGUACUGGCACUCACGGCAAUAGAUAGCAUCCUCGAGGAAGCUUUGUCCUAUAUCAGCGAACAGGUUUAA